AUGGCACGCUUUACACUUACCUUGGCUUGUCUUGCCACUUUCACCACCACCUUAUCCCAACAAACCCCAGACACAUCCUCCCCAGGCAAUCCCUCUCCUGCCAACCAAUGGUGGGAUAAUGAUGACCAUUAUCGCCUCGACAGCAGUACUCAAGACUAUACACCAAAGGGGGACGGCUCCUGGUACUGGCCCGAUGAGGGCUACUGCCACUAUGGAGGCAUUCAAGUUGCUGGUGUAUGUUUCGACGUUUUUGGCGAUGCUCAGAACUGCGCCGGUCCUGGGGAUGUGUGUGAUCCUAACACAUUCUGCUUCCGAGGUUCAUGUGUCGCUGUUCAGUCGGUCUCGGUUAUCGCCAACCCUGGCGACUGCGGCGGGACGCGCUGCGAACCUGGGACUACUUGCAUCAAUGGGGAGUGUCGUCCCACCACUAUUGAUAAUAGCCAGUGUGGCUUUGGUUGCGGUCCCAGAAGUGUCUGCAUUGCUGGUACUUGCGUUGAUGUCAAAGGCGAACCCUCUAGUUGUGGCCCAGACGAAACAGCGUGUCCCAAUAACAGUCUCUGCAUCCUCGGAACCUGCUUCACACUUCCUGACAGAGGUCUCUGUCCCGGUGGCUGCGAGGGCGGCUCUAUCUGUGUCGAUGGCAUUUGUAUCCCCAUUGACAACUCUUCUGUCUGCCCAGCAGCAGGUUGCCCCCCUGGCACUGUCUGCCUGAACAACGGCUGCACUGAAAUCAACAACCCAUCUCAAUGUAGCGAUACGGGCCCUCAGUGCCCACCGGGAUUCGUUUGUGUCUCGGGUGUCUGCGUUCCCUGGGCCCAGCCUGCGCUCUGCGGCUGGUACGGGACAUCUUGUCCAUCAGACACUGUUUGCGUCCUCGGCAACUGCAUCACCAUCGAGGAUCCCGCUAACUGCGGUUCCCCAGGAAUUGGAUGUGCCACCAACGAGAUCUGCUUGUCUGGCUACUGCACGCUGUAUCAAGGUCUCGAACGGUGCACUGCCACCACAGAUUGUAGUGCUGGUCAGGUUUGCGAUGCCGGUGCCUGUGUCACCAUUCCCAACAAUUCCUGCCAAACUAGUGGAGAUUGCACCAAUGGCCAGACGUGUAUCAACAGUGUUUGUAGUGUCCAGACUUCCCUCUGCCAGGUUGACGGCGAUUGCACUCAAGAGCAAACCUGUGAUCGCAUCAGCCGCACUUGCAUCAUAACAAGGUGUCAGACAACAGCGGACUGCCUCUGGAACGCUGAGUGCAAUGCAGACGGCAUCUGUGUCGUCCUUCCGACUACUUGCCAGACUAAUGCACAGUGUACCGAUGCUGAAACUUGCGAUUCAAACACACAGAAUUGUGUGGCCAAGCAGUGCCAGACCAGCUUUGACUGUGGCCAGGGAUCCAAAUGCAACGAAAACGGCAUCUGCAUUUCCCUUCCAUAUCUCUGCGUUGGCGAUUCCAAUUGUCCAGCUGGUGAGACCUGCAACACGGCCGCUCGUGCAUGUGUUCGAAAGGUGUGCCAAGGAAUCCAAGACUGUCCUCCUGGCUUCAGCUGCGGUAUCAACGGUGUCUGCGUGAAUGCUGCGACAUCUACUGAAGAGUGUCAGUCAGACUCUGACUGCGAUGGAAACCAGAGAUGCGAUACCGUCAGCCAGGCUUGUGUGCCUAGGAACUGCACCACAAAUUCAGACUGUGCUGCCGGCUCCGAGUGCAAUACCCAAGGCAACUGUAUCAGCUCCCCUGGGAACUGUCAGUCUAAUACCGACUGUGCAACUGGGGAGACCUGCGAGAACGGGACUUGCACAGCCGGACCUGUCACCACAUGUCAAACAAGCAGUGAUUGUUCAACCGGCCAAGUAUGUAACGAAGGCCAAUUGCCCUACAGGCCAGACUUGCUCUGCGGCCGGAACAUGCGAAUCUUCCAACCCCUCGCCGUGUAG
Clonostachys solani is the source of this 1926-nucleotide messenger RNA. NCBI's taxonomy places the organism in Eukaryota, Fungi, Ascomycota, Sordariomycetes, Hypocreales, Bionectriaceae. The record is from the annotation of a GenBank genome assembly.